AAAUUCAGCCUUUCCCUCAAUGUGUGAAUGUGUAAAUAUACCAUGUCCUUGUCUAAUAUCUGAAAUGGUCCCGGAUUCUAGUCUUACACUUCUAAUUUCUAAACGUGAGCCCAAAGGCAAAGCAGUGACUUCAUUGUUUUCUUCUUCCUGUAUGUUGGUUUAUUGACUUUCUGACCACCAAAGAACUAUAAGAGCAAGAACUCGGGUUUCUUGAUUAACUGCAAAACCGUUUCAUUCAUGGAAAUCUCAGUUUAUUUGCUUGUUUUGACUUUCCUUCAAAUAUUCCUUCUUUCUCCAUGCACUGCCUCUGAUACUCUCAGAGAAGGCGAUUCCCUGCACGUUCAGAAACCAAAGGAUGUUCUGGUUUCUAAAAAUGGCAUCUUUAAUGCAGGGUUUUACAGAAUUGGAGAAAGUGCUUUCCGCUUCGCCAUUUGGCUCAAUGUCCGAUCCGAUCCCACUCAGACCGUUGUUUGGAUGGCCAACCGAGACCAACCCGUGGAAGGCAAAGGCUCAAAGAUUUCCCUUUUGAGAAACGGGGGGCUUAUCUUGACCGACGCCACUGGAAAAACAGAGUGGAAUGUAGACUCUGUUUCUGCUUCCUCUGUUCAACUAAAGCUUCUCAACAAUGGCAAUCUUGUUCUUCAAACUCUAGAUGGUACUUACACCCUCUGGGAAAGCUUUAAGUUCCCUACAGAUACACUUCUUCCUAAUCAAGAAUUCACCAAAGACACUAAUCUUAUCUCCUCAAGAAGCCGAUCCAACUAUUCUUCUGGUAAUUAUAAGUUCUACUUCGACAACGAUAAUGUCCUCCGCCUUCUUUAUCAAGUGUCAGACAUAACCAGUGUCUACUGGCCGCCGCCAUAUCUCCUUACUUGGGAAACAGGAAGUGAGAGUGGAUUCCGGUGCAGCUCCAUUGAGAAGAUUAACCCUUGAUCCUGACGG
Messenger RNA from Rubroshorea leprosula, 942 nucleotides. The record is from the annotation of a GenBank genome assembly. NCBI's taxonomy places the organism in Eukaryota, Viridiplantae, Streptophyta, Magnoliopsida, Malvales, Dipterocarpaceae.